UUGACACACUUUAUAAAAAAAUUGAAGCAAUAAUGACGAAUGUAAAAAUGCAAAUGAAAAUAGAUUUGUCAGCUCGCUGCGUCGUUUCAUAUCAGUAGGGUGCGCAGACGCUGCUGAACGUGCGCACGGCCGCGCCUCACGACCCCCGUACAGUGUCAACAAAAAAUGUGUAGUGAAAAGUGCCACUGGAAAAUAUUAUUACUAUUUAUAGGUAUUUUUCACAGCACGCAAGCGGCUUGGUUACGCUGUUACAAGGGAACACUUGAUAACUUCGAAGUGGUUCCACUGACGAAGCCCCAACUCCUGGUUAAUUCAACAUGCAUCAACCAUGCCCACCCGACCAUCGUGUUCACAUUCGGCUACAGAGGCAAGGUGGGGGGACCGGCCACCACCGCCGUCCUCUCGGCCUACUUAGCCACUAAAAAGAGGAACGUGGUUCUCCUUGAUUGGGAGAAGGAAGCUGACGUCGGAAUACUUGGUCUGCCAAUGACUUACGUAUUUUCGGCAGUUCCUAAUGCAAAAAUUGUUGGUGAUGAUUUGGGAAAAGCUCUUACAAUGUUGGCCCGAGCUGGGAUGAAUACGACACGACUACAUCUCCUAGGACAUUCCUUGGGUGCCCACGUGAUGGGGUACGCUGGCAGGCGGGCCAGAGAAAACGGCCACGUUGUUGCAAGAAUCACAGGUUUAGAUCCAGCACGGGCUCUGUUCGAGGGCUCGCUGGGCGUGCGCGCCGGGCUAGAUCGCAAGUGCGCGCGCUUUGUGGACAUCAUCCACAGCGACCCCGGCGGCUACGGCACCACCACCUCCACCGGCACCGUGGACUUCUGGCCCAACUACGCUGGCAGCGGCGGCACGCAGCCCGGCUGCCCCAAUGGGGACUUUGACAUGUUCAGCCCAGAAGACCUGUGCAGCCACGAUCGCUCUUGGCGGCUGUUCGUGGAGUCAAUACAGUCGCCCACGGCCUUCCCGAGCGCGUUCGCGCCGGAUUACGACACCUGGGCGAGGCACCCUGCCCGCUCCGCUCACACCAUUUACAUGGGAGACUUGGUCAACACACGUGCCUCGGGCGACUAUUUCCUAACCACAGGGCCGACGUCGCCCUACAGCUUGGGGCCUCGGGGCCUCAUUCCCGACGACAACCAGACGAGGAGACGACGAAGCUCGACCCUCACCCGCCUGCUCAAGUACUUCAGGUGAUACGCAGCCAACACAGUGCAGACAACUCGAAGGACUGCUUAUUAUUAUAUCACUAGAUUAUUUUAUCAGUGAUGGUGAGUCCGUUUUCUAGUGAUAGUGAUAUACCAACGUCCCCACAGUUAACAAACAAUUUGUAAACCUAAGUGCAAAGACACAAAGUCUACACCGAUCGGAUAAGGUAUAAUAGCCAAUUCAUCAAAAUAUAGUGAGUAUUGAGGUCUUACCCUUACCGUAUUGAUAGAGUGUAUGUGAAUUGUAAGGGGUAUGAUAGGUAUUAAAACCUUGCAAUGCCGACAUCAGGUUAAUAAUUUAAUGCACUAGAAGGCACAGGCUACCUACCUACCUCUACUUAUCUAUAACGCAACUUUAUGUGCUUCGUUUUUGACAAUUCAAACUGCUGUUUUAAAAACGCUGGCAAAUUCUUAACACCUCAUAAUUCACCUAAUAUCGCAGUGCGAUUGUUUAUUAUUACAGAAGACAUGUGGUGUAACGUCAAUAUUUGGUAAAGCAUGGAAAAGUGAAGCUUCAAGGGUGGUUUUAAUUAUAGAUGAGGAUCGCUUUGUUUAUGAAUUCAUGAUAAUCAUGAUCAGUUGGUGUACAACAAAAUAUGUAAGAUGUUAGCUUAUUUCUGACAAUAAACUAGUUCUUAAACAUAUUUUGUAAUGUUAGUGACAAGAGAACUGUAUUAAAAUCAGGAAUAUUAAUAAAUACAAAAUAAUGAGUAAAAAAUUGUUUUCAUUUAAUAAAUUUCACUAUUUACACUAUAGUACAAUAUACAGCUAAAUAUAUUUUAAAUUUUGGCAACAUAAUAUGAUUAUCCACAUGGAAGUUAUACUAAAUAAGUUACAUUACAAAUCGAAGUUGCUAUUACAUUACAACUAGAGUCUGUGCGGAAAGAGAAGAGUCGUGGAAUGUAUGGGGCCCAAUGCAUUCCACGACUCUUCUCUUUCCGAACAGACUCUAUGACAUAACAUAUGAAUAUGUUAUCAUAAAUACCCGUUUCAGUUAAACAUGUUUUCCUUCGAAACACGAAAACAAGAAUUAACUAAUGCUCAAAUAACAAUUUCAGUUAAAACUAGUUCUUUUCGCUGUGUCCUACCAGGGUCUAAGGUUAGGGUGCGAUGAUCACCGAAAUGAGGCUGAGCGUGUUAAAUUAAACUUACAACGAACCAGAACCGACCUUUUUUUAUUUUAUUAUUUUUGUGUCAUUGAAUGUGUUUUUGUACUGACUAAUCAAUACGUACUAUUAUUACCUAAAAUUAGCUGUUGAAAAAAAUUUCUAUUUGAGUUUUAGGUUUCACUGAUGCACUGACAAGAGCAGGUAAAACUAGUUUUAACCAAUGCACUUAUAAAACUAGUUUAACCCAAAACGAAAUUUUACGAUAACUUAUGCAGAGAAAAUAACUAUAUAGCUACUUGCAGAAUGAGUGUACAUUUGGGCUAAAAUCCAUACAUAAAUACAACGACAAAUACUUAAGAAAUAAAUUCUGCUUUAGUCAAAAACGAACAAUCAGGUAUAGUCAGAUCAAUCUAAGUUGGCUGCGAUUUAGAUACCCCAGACUGUGCAAAUUUUAUUUUAAACGUCAAACUUCUAGAAAUUAUGAUGAUUGAUGUUUAAAUAACACAUGCAUAGUCUGGGGUAUCACAAUCGCUGCAAACUUAGCUUGGUCUAACCUUAUACGGCCAUUUUUUUGUGAAAUUAAUGAAAAAAAAAUACUAUUCUAUUGUAAAUCAAUAUGUUGCUAAAUAAUAAUGAGUUAUUUUAUUUUUUUAAUAAUAUAUACUUACUAAUUUAAAAUAGUUUCGAUGCAACUUCAAUUGUGACACAAUAUAUUUUGAAUGCUCAACGCGAAUAUCUUAUUUAACCACAAAGCAAUACAUAAUUAUACGCAUAUACCUACUUAGAAUGCUAACCUAUACAACUGGCCUAUCACAGUAUAUUCACUAUUUUAUACCUGUCGCGUCGAAUGAGUAUCCCAAUGACAGUUCCUUCAAGUCUAUUUUAAUUGGGCUGAAUU
Molecule: messenger RNA, 3215 nt
Organism: Cydia pomonella (codling moth)
Lineage: Eukaryota; Metazoa; Arthropoda; Insecta; Lepidoptera; Tortricidae
Product: pancreatic triacylglycerol lipase-like
Exons: 7
Coding region: 166-1197 (343 amino acids)
Molecular function (GO): lipase activity
Source: RefSeq, a predicted model, not a curated record